UUCUGUCAUUGUUUGUCAGUCAGUCAAAGCAAUGAAAUAUUUAUUUUGUGAAAUCUAAGUUUAAUAAUUGUUACUAUAAUCGUUUUCUUAUGAAGAACUGAGGUUAACUACAUUUAACAAUGGCUUCAACUACAGUGAUUGAGACUGUGACUAUAACAAGACCACUAAAGGUGAUAGCGCUUAUAUGCGGCUUGUUAGUAGUGAUCCUGAUGGUAUUGGGCCUGGCGUCGGCCGACUGGCUGAUGGCGGCAGGUUGGAGACAAGGCCUCUUCAUGCACUGUAUAGACCCUGAAGCUCCUACGCCGUUGCCCUUCGAUAUAACUGCACAGCCCGGCUGCUAUGCUGCUAGGCCCGCACCUUAUAUUAAAGCGGCAGCCGGGCUGUGCGUGGCGACCCUGGCAGCGGAUGUAUGCGGCGCCUUACUCACGGGGUUGGGUCUUCGGUCAGCAGACCACCGCACCAAGUUCCGAUACUAUCGGUUCGCCGUACUCGCUAUGUCGCUAGCCCUAAUGUGCAUUUUAAUAGCGUUAGUGAUCUACCCGGUCUGCUUCGCUGCGGAGCUGAACUUGGGUAAUAGAUCGGUGUGGGAGUUUGGAUGGGCGUACGGCGUCGGCUGGGGCGCCGCCAUCUUCCUGUUCGGCGCUGUCGUCUUGCUACUCUGUGACAAGGAGAGCGAGGAGCUUUACUACAAGGAGCGGAAAGUGGUGAGCGCAGAGAGCGGCGCGCGCCCCUAGGGCCGCGGGCGCCUGCCCGACCUGGUGCCGUGAGGCGCGCGCUAGCGGCCCCGGCCGCUGGGUCUAGCCGCGCCGCCGGACUAGCUCCACCACUCCACCCGCGCCCCAACUACUGCCCACUCGCCUACUCACGCGCCGCACUUAACCUCACUCUCUACCGACACCUGUACAGAUGAUCAAACCUAUUCCUACCGUCAGAUAAUGACAAUAUUUUUGACACGUAUUUUUUUGUUUCGACCAAUUAGAAAAGAAAUCCCGUAUCAAAACGAACCAUUCGAAGGUGGCGUGUGAAAUGUAUGUGAAACUAACGACUUUGGUACCUAAUUUAACUUAGAAAUGUGUUAGUAGUUUUAAAUUACAACGGGACUUAUUCUAGGCAGCGUGCGUGACGUCGCUGCGACGCACUCAUUUAAUUCAAUUAGUUUAGUAUGUCUCACAAUAGUUACUAUCCAAAAAGAAUACAGAUGAAGCGAAGGCCAUCAUAAUUGUGCAUGUAGCAUUUCUUGGUCAGAGUUUAUUCUGAUAGGAUAAAGCAUUAUAUAGAAUAUUAACUAAAAUUACAAAGAUCGACUUAAAUCAAUCGCAUUAAAAUCCAGCUUCGCAAGUUCAUUUCUAAUUUCAAACUAAACAAACAAGGUUUUGGGUAAGUUAAACAAAAAAAUACGUGUUCAACAAUAUUUGUAAGUUUCCCUGACUGUCAUUAAAACGAAUUUAACAUCCAAAUUCUAUUCAUAGAUUUGUCUAUGAUAUAUCUCUAGCUAACAAAUCUAUCGACAGUAAGUUUUUUAACAAUGAUCGUUGAAUAAAAAUAUUUUAAUAUGUCCAAUCUAAACUGUUGUAUGCGGUAGAUAGUGAUGACAAACCAAUGUUUAAGUGUGCGCUGUUUGAUCAAGGUAGUUGCCUGGGUGACGUGGGUACGACUGACGCAGGUCCCCGUGCCCACGUCCCCCAGUGCCGGGGAAGCGACUUGUCGAUGCUGUAUCAGACCCAUCGCAAUACUAGCGACGGUCCCGUUGUUUUUGUUGUUCCAAGAUAUCAUAGUACUUGACUGUUCAAAAUUUAAUAAUAAUUAUUCUUGUAUGCGGUAACUGCGACUCGUACUGAAACUAUAUUGUAGAUUUAAUAAUUGUUAUAACGAAACUAUAAGUAAUAGAACAACAACUUCGUUUGGCUACUUCCAGUGUAAGUGCUAUGAUUCUUUUGUAGACUCUUAGUUUGUUUUAAUUUAUGUUAUUUUAUAGUUUCUUCUGUAGUUUUAGUAUGACUUACCUCGGUUGAUUAUUUUUAUUUUGUAUCGGUUAGAAACGAUAAGAUCUGAAAGCGAGAGAUUAACUAAAAUCUACUUAAUAAUUGAGAAUCGCCUUAUUCGGGAUAUAUUUUUGUGAUUUCUUUUUUUUAUGUUUUAUUUUUUAAGUGUGUGUAUGAUAAUUUGGCGCUUAGUGACGGGCGGACCACAUUCAGAUCGUGUGUGUACUUGUGUACCUCGAAUGUAAUCCGUUCCAAAGAGCGAUAGUGUUAGAUUGGUUUAAUUUAUUAUUUGGUUAGUGUUGUGUAUCAGUGUAUAUGGCUUGCGACGUGUAGUGGGGGGAGGGCGGCGCAGGGCGGGGCGGCGCGCCGGGGCCGCGGGCCAUAGGGCAGGCGACCCUCAGUGUUUGACUGACGCGACUAGUGAACUAGUGUGAUAUUGUGACCAGUGUACCACGAGGCACGGACCACCACGAUAUCGGACUACGACUACUCACAUAUUUAAAGGAAUUAAAUAUAUGUUUUCAUUAAAGUUACCCUUAGUAUCGUAUUAUACCUACUCCAUAUUUGAAAACUAUUUUAUUAACGAUUAUAUACAUAGAAAUCGUGUCUGACUAUGUAAGCCGUACGCUGUACGCAAAUUGGUUGAUAUUAAUUUGAAUUGUAUUAGUGAUGUCUAGAAUCUCGUUGGUUUUACUAUUUUGUAAAUCUCAAAGUUUGGAAUUGAAGAUAAUUUAAAAAUUAUAUUUUCUUAAUAUUUAUGUAAACGUACCUAAUGGAACAAUUAAUUGACGAGUAAAAUUCGUAAUAAUUAUAAAAUAGUGGUAAUUAUAUGUGUAAGUGUAAUAUUUGUGGACAUUGUUGUAAUGGCAUGCCAUGUUUGUCUGACACGGCGAAGUUGCAGCUUCGUAUUUAUUUUAUUGUCGAAUAUUCUUGGUCAAGGCUUUAAUUUUUAACGUAUUUUAUUGGUCGAUGCAUAAAUCAAUGUUUUAUUCCUAAAAUGUAAUGUAAACGCACGAUUUCCUAUUAAUUUUGUGCAAAAUAUAAGAAAAUCUUUUUAUAAAUGAGUAAUUUUGUAUUUUUAAGAUCUGGCUAUCGAAAACUGUAUAUUUAGUUUUAUAAUAUACUUUAUUGUGAUAAAAAUGCAGCUAUAUGUAAUCGUUGAUGUAAUUGAUUGAGGCUUUGCAUACUUCGUGUUUUCAUAUCGCGAGCGCUGCAGCUUGUGCGCUUGUCGAUUUCAAUUUAUCCACAUAAUCACCCAGUCGAUGACAUACUUCAUUGUAAUAACUAUUCAUAUCCUUACAUACUCUUAAUUACAGUAAAAUAAAUUUAGCUCACUUCAACCUUCCCUUCGCGAAACCCGUUAUUCGCUCUUAGUCACUACUUUAUAAGAAACACUGAAUUUUCAACCUAAAUAACUUAAAAAUGUGUUAUUUUUGAGCUCCAUAAAAUUUUUGAAAUGUACUAAUAAUUUUUAUACUCUUAAGCUUUAUUUUAGGAUUACGUCUGAUUUUAUUUAAGUACAAGGCUAAACUAGAUUUAAGUUUUUAUAGCAAUAAUUGUUGCUCUCAUCUUUAGUCCGCUAAAUAUGAAUAAAUAUUUAAUAAAUCCACACUGCCAUGUAACAAUUAACUUACAUUUCUUUGUAAGUCAUAUUAAUUUUACUGUAGUCAUAAUAAAUAACAUUAAAUUAUUGAAGUUUCCUAAUAUAAGUGUACAUUUUACAUAGAAAUGAUAACCCCUUGUAAUUGAUAUUGAAUUACAUUAGCUACUUAAUUUUAUGCACCUCGAACGUACUUGGACAGACAUAAAAUAAAUAUGUUGUUUCAUGCACCUGAGAUAAACCUUUUAAUCCAGUGUAUAAAAUCUUACCAAACAAAUAUCGAUAGAUUUUCUAUACCUAUAAUAUUUUCUCAUUUCCUACAAAAUGUAAUUUGUAACAAAUUAGAAAAUAUUCGGU
Molecule: messenger RNA, 3939 nt
Organism: Spodoptera exigua (beet armyworm)
Lineage: Eukaryota; Metazoa; Arthropoda; Insecta; Lepidoptera; Noctuidae
Source: the annotation of a GenBank genome assembly